GAGUCUCUUCUUCAAGGAAACCGUAGUAGAAGAAAUUCCAGGAAGUUGUGCAAUCGUUCUGCGUUGUAUAAAGAUAUGAAGUAAAAAUAUUAAGUAUUUUUUUUAUUGCUAAACAGCGUAUUAUAGAGUGGACCCAGCGUGAGGAAAUGAAAUGCCUUUGUUAAUCCAAAAUAGAGGAGUAGAUCGCUUUAACGCGACAGCGGAUCUGUUCGACAAAUAUCCACAUUUGCAGGAAAAUGCAAGAACAUUUCACUCCAAGCCAAUUGUUGCUGUCGACCCAAAGUGCCUCUUAUAUGUCCAACAACGAGAAUUUGCUGCAACAACACCAGCAGACAAUUGUGUUUCAGUGAUUGGAUCUGAUGAUGCCACCACCUGCCAUUUGGUUGUGCUGCGACACACUGGAAGUGGAGCCGUUUGCCUGGCUCACUGCGACGGUUCCAGCACUUGGUCUGAAAUCCCACUCCUUGUGAAAGCGGUCAUGUCACUGAGCGAUGUCAGUCAAGAGGGCAGACUCGAGCUCCAUCUUGUCGGGGGGUUUAACGAUGAGUCAAACACAUCCCAUAAACUUAGCCAUAACAUUCUUGCAGCAUUUCAGAAACAGAAAGAGGAAAUUCACCUGGAGACAUGUUGCAUCACAGGUAAUGCCGAUGCUUUUUUAUUGAUAUUUUUGCUUAAAAAUACACUAACAAUCAUCCAAUUCAUGCUUCUUUUCUCUGUUGCAGAAUUGAACGACGUUGUUGUUGAUGAGACUCAUAGACCCAUUGUGUAUGGAAUAAGUGUCAAUGUUAAAACAGGGGAAGUGUUCCCUUCAUCAUUCCCUUAUAAAGGACCUGCAGAGGAGCUGCGAUCAGCACGGACUUUCACUGGCGGACAGAUGGCCGACAUCUACGACUCAAGUCGGGGACUUGUAAAAGUUGGGCCCUGCAAGUGGUCUCCAAAUCUGGAUAUUGCCUUCUGGUUGUCACAAAAUGAUGACACGAUUUUAAGGUACCUGUCCACCUCUCCCAUGGCUGAACCGCCUCACUUCGUCCAGCACAUGAAGUCCACCAUCCGGUUCCUUUUAGAGCACCCCAACCCAGACUGCCUGUUUCCUGGGGAUCAACCGCAACUCUACCACAGGACUGAGACGGGGGACUGGGAGAGGAUGGUCCACUCGUAGAGGCCUGUUCCUCUUUUUUUUUUUUCUUUUUUAACCUUAACAUGGAACCAAACUGCUUUUUGCCUCUCAGUGCUUUAGAUACACUGCAUCCCUUCCACCUUUUUAUUACGACCACGUCUUUUUAUUAUUAUUAUCAUGAUUAUUCAUUGUGUCUUAAGAGCGCAAGGUGGUUCAAAGUCUGCACCUUAUACUUCUUGCUGUGUUGCUGUAUGUCAAGAUCAAUAUCAAAGCACUGAUCCUUAUUGAAACAAGUCUGAAAUUAAGAAAGGUAAAUGAAUGUUUCUACUUGGGAAAUAUAUGCAUGAGUUGUACUUAAUAGGCUGAAGCAGUUACAGAUAAACAUCUCUGUGGCUCUUAAAAACAGAGUGAGGAACUUUCAUUUUGGCACCUUGGUUAAAACAGAUUAACUGCAUUGUCGAGGAGUUGGGGAAAAAAAAAAGUUUAUUUUUCCUUCCAAUUGCACCUUUGUAAUAAGUGAAGUGGAAUUUGAUUCACCAUCACAUACAAUAGAUGUUGUAUAUAAUGCUGUGUACGUGUAUGUUUCAGAAAAUUGCAUGUGUUCAUAAUUUACAACAGCCUUUUUUUUCUGUUUCAAACAGUUGAUGCCUUUUAAUGAAUUGUGCAUAUUGUAAAGGUUGCAUGGUGCUUAAAGCAUUCAGUGAAACUCUGUAUCUGUCAUUAAAUAGAAUGCAGUAAAUCGAGUUUCACUUGUCGAGUGAAUGGAGUCGGUGGGGAGAGAGCAUGAUGAGAUGUUGGUAACACUGACUACUCUCACUCAGCUCGUUACAUUAAUGUUUACUCAAUGUUUGGACACAUAAACUUUGUCUGACUUUGCUGUGAUAAAUGUCCUAAAUUCAAUUAAACUUAAUUUGUAUAGCGGCAAAUCACAAAA
Messenger RNA from Solea senegalensis (Senegalese sole), 2051 nucleotides. RefSeq names its product N-terminal asparagine amidase (gene ntan1). Gene Ontology annotation, biological process: ubiquitin-dependent protein catabolic process. The coding region runs from base 152 to 1159 and encodes 335 amino acids. The transcript is spliced from 9 exons. Lineage: Eukaryota; Metazoa; Chordata; Actinopteri; Pleuronectiformes; Soleidae. The record is from RefSeq and is a predicted model, not a curated record. Gene Ontology annotation, cellular component: nucleus. Gene Ontology annotation, molecular function: protein-N-terminal asparagine amidohydrolase activity.